Messenger RNA from Ctenopharyngodon idella (grass carp), 6069 nucleotides. It is a transcript of the gene mmp19, whose product is annotated as matrix metallopeptidase 19. The record is from RefSeq and is a predicted model, not a curated record. Gene Ontology annotation, molecular function: zinc ion binding; metalloendopeptidase activity. The transcript is spliced from 9 exons. Gene Ontology annotation, cellular component: extracellular matrix. Lineage: Eukaryota; Metazoa; Chordata; Actinopteri; Cypriniformes; Xenocyprididae. Gene Ontology annotation, biological process: extracellular matrix organization; collagen catabolic process; proteolysis. The coding region runs from base 54 to 1667 and encodes 537 amino acids.
GCAAAUUUGUGGCAACGAUUCCAAGAACUUAUAAACUAAGUUUAUGAGGACUGAUGUUGGUGUGUUGGUUAUUUGGAGCAGCUCUCUCUGAAGACAUACAGGAAGUGCAUCAUCUCUUCUUGUCUCGCUCUGCGCUCACAGUAAAACAACAAGACGCCACUGCGCGCGCUGGACUCAACUCCAUUCAGCUCUACAGAUCAAACCACUGGAGCUCUGUGCAGACUGGGAUUAUGGCUCAAUGGUUGCAAUAUACAAUAUUGCUGACUGCUGUUUUACCUGCAUGGUCAUCUACUGAGACGAGCAGAAGACGAGAGUUCACAGAGGCACAGAUAUACCUGAGGCGGUUUGGAUAUCUAGAUACUCCAUUGAACCCAGAAGCUCAGAGAGAUUCCAGUGAGUGGGAUAUGAAAGUGGCUGUUAGUCUCUUUCAGAGGGUGUCAGGGCUGUCAGUCACUGGAAAUCUUGACAAAGCUACUCUUCUUAAAAUGAGGCAGCCGCGGUGUGGUGUUGAGGACCCCUUCAACCAAAAGUCUUUCAAAUACAGGCGAUUUGGUGGAUUUUGGCGAAAGAAAAACUUAACAUAUCGAAUUUACAACCACACGCCAGAUAUGGGGAAAAGCGCAACACAGACAGCCAUUCGCUCAGCCUUUAACUACUGGAGCGAUGUCACGCCACUCAGCUUUAAAGAGGUUCACUAUGGGCUUGCUGAUAUUAGAAUCUCAUUUCACAAGAGAGAUGGCUGUCCUUCACCUUUUGAUGGUCCUGGCCAUGUUCUUGCCCAUGCUGAAGCCCCUCCAUCAGGAAUAGUUCACUUUGAUGAAGAUGAAUUCUGGACUGAAGGGAAGUAUUUUGGUUCCAAUCUACGUAUUGUUGCGGCUCAUGAGAUCGGCCAUGCUCUUGGCUUGGGACAUUCUCAGUACAGCGGUGCUCUUAUGGCAGCACACUACACUGGCUAUCAAGCCAAUUUUAGACUGCACAUUGAUGAUAUCAGAGGAAUCCAAGCCAUAUAUGGUAAAAAGAUCUCCAGUACAACCACUGCUGAUGAUAUCUAUGAGGUAAUAUAUCCCACUACCAUGGCCCCAUUCCCCAGGAGUGAUGUGCUAGAUCCAUGCAGUGCUAAACUUGAUGCUAUAAUGCUGGGUCCCAGGCGUAAGACAUAUGCGUUUAGUGGGGAUUAUGUGUGGACGGUAACAGAUACGGGCCAUAACUCUCCAGUAAAAAUAAGUCUGCUAUGGAAGGGGCUGCCAGGAAACCUGAAUGCAGCUGUAUAUUCCCCAAGAACCAACAAGACGUACUUCUUUAAAGGUGAAAAAGUCUGGAGGUUCACAAAUUACCGCCUUGACUAUCGAUACCCUAAACCACUAAAAAGAAUCCCUGCCAACAUCGACGCUGCUUUGUAUUAUGAGAAGAACAAGAAAAUCUUCUUCUUUAAGGGCUCAGGCUAUUGGCAGUGGGAUGAGAUGGUUUAUAAUGACCUCAGCAUUUAUCCCAAACCCAUUUCCCGUCUGUUUACUGGCAUCCCAUCAAAUCCUGAUGCAGCUUUCACAUGGACCAAUGGGAAGAUGUAUUUCUUCAAGGGCGACAGGUACUGGCGCGUGAAUGAGCAGCUAUCUGUUGAUUCUGGAUAUCCGCUCAGCAAGCGUGUCCGCUGGAUGAGAUGCAGCUAAUCUGCUCCAUUGUUUUCCUUUAAACUCAGUGAAUGUUUAAAGCUACCCUAUGCAAUUUUUGACCCUCCGCUUCGCUACACCCACAGCCAAAGCUUCUUUUCUCUCCUUUUCUCAUAUGAUCUGACAUGCAUGGGUGAAUGAUGUAUGUAUGUAUGUAUGUAUGCAAUUUCCUGCGUAGUCCAUCCUAACAGCUCUAAAUUAUAAUGAUUAAUGUAGAUUUAUCAAAGUGUAUUUGAGUAAAGACGUGUUUUGGAAGAUUAAUUUUUUUGCUCUCUCUCAUUAAUUACCUUUUGCUAUUUAUUAUCAAAAAAGUUAGAUAGUUAACUUAUCAUUUUUGUCUUUCACAAUGGCUGAUGCUUUCAUUUCUUUGAUGAAGACACAAGAUACAGAAUACUGAAGUUCGUCAUGAAGUCUGUUAAAGCUACAAUUGAGAAUAAACUAAGAGAGCUGAAUUCAUUUGAGCAUCUGCAUUUUGCAUCAUGCACGUUUUAUUGUAUGUACUGUAUGUCUUAAAGAAGGCCUAAAUGUUUUCAUUUCACCAAGUAACUAUACAUACUGUACAGUGCAUUUUUCACGUUAUGUUGCAGACGUACAGUCUUAUGUUACUAAGUUACUAAAUUACUCUACACCCCAUAAUGACAAAGUUAAAACUGAUUUGUGAUAACAUUGUUUAUUAAAAUAAAAAAUAAAAAACCCUAUGAUAAUUGCAUUGCUUAAGUAUUCAGACCCUUUCCUGUGAUGCCUAAAUUUUAGCUCAGAAGCAUUCCCAUUUCUCUGGAUCAUCUUUGAUAUGUUUCUACACUUUGACUGGAGUUAACCUGUGCCAAAAUUAAAUUGAUUAGACAUUAUUUAGCAAAGCAGUGGUUCUCCUGGCAUCCCAUUGCUCUGCACACUCUCUUAUCUGACACACUCAGGCCUUGUCCACACUAAGGCCCUGUUUACACUAGUGCGUUUUCCAUUUUAACACAGUGUUUUAAAAUGAAAAUGAUCCUCGUCCAUACUGGCAUUUCCACUGCAUUUCAGAAACAAUGUCCAUCCACACUAAAUGACCAAAAAUGCAUGUCACAUGACCUUUCAUGCACACUGGUCAUGGGCGUACAAAUGUAAACAGCUGCUGAUUGCUCUAAUAAUAGCUUACCUCUUGCGCAUGUAGGCAGCUGCAGUAUUAUAAAAUGCAGAGUUUAACUGCACAAUGGCUGCUAAAUAGGACCACAAAGUCAGCAAAGCUUGCAGUUCCGUCUCCAUGUUAUUGUUUAUACCAUCGCCGAGGGUGUGUUUCCCAAAGGCAUUGUAAGUUGAUCAUAUAGAUAUGAUUAAAUCUGGGCUUACAUUGCUUUUGGGAAACGCAGCUCUGGUCUGUUAUUGUCGUGUUCCGGUAGCGUAAUGAGGGCAGCCACGCCUUCGUUUUCAAAAGUCUCAGUUUUUGUCCGUUCACACUGAAACUCAACCCCGGAGUUUACAAACUAAAACAAACUAAAUCUCACAAUUGUUGUCCUGUGGCAAAACAUGAGAGCAUUUGCGUUUUAGUCCAAACAUAUAAUGGUGAGACCUGGAUGCAUCACUGAACUGUCAGAUGUUUUGCUAAAGAACCAAAUAAAACCAAAUAAUUCCCUAAAGUACUUUCCAAAACCCUCUAACCUAACGAAAGAAAACCCGAAUUCUUCGGCAUAUUCAACGCCCUAAAACCUACUCUAACUAAGAAAACAAAAAUACAAGAAGUGGCGCACACUUCUUACCUAGUAAGAAGUCUAACACUUCACAUUACUACGUGCGCAGUGUAAAUCGCGCGAUCUGCUUACCUGUUCCCUUUUCCCCUGUAAAGAAACAUAACCUCAGUACAUUGGCAUAAAUCACAAGUACAGUUAAAGCUGCAAGCAGCAUUUAUCGGGGUUCAAGCUUUAAGGCCUUUAAGCACAUAUGCGUAAAAAGAUAUUAAGUUUUAUUUAGCAAGCAUAUAAGCACUUAGCUCAUAUAUGGAAAAGACCAUUUACAGCCAAUUCAGGCAAUUUACUAAGGAAAAAUAUGUUUUUAAAGGCUUUUUGACAAUGGUCCGAUCUCCACCCCUUUUUUUUUUUUGGUGUCUUCAGAGUGUGUCCAUACAUAUGUGUGUCAAAUUUGGUGAAAAUAUCUGAUUGGAAUAACUUGGAUUUUUUUUUUUGCCACUUCCUAUCAAAAUUUUGACAUUUGGCCUGGGGCAUUUAGUUAACGAGCUAUGGUUCCGUGUUUCCUAACGGUUUCGAAGAUAUUUGCAAAAGUUUUUUAUACGCUAAAUCACAACGUUGCACAAACCAUAAGGCGAAACCUAACAUGUUUGGUAUUGUUGGACUCGGCAAGGAUUCUGGAGUCUAAGGACAUGACUCCCGUGGUCCACAACCAAAGUUAUAUACAUUUUCAGUCAAAACAGGCAAUUUACCAUUGAAAAUAUACGGUUUUUAAGGCUUUAACAGUUAUAGCACCACCUAUGGACCGAUCUCCAUAAAAGUUGGCAUGCUUCUUUAGAGUCAUAUGCUGCAUGUGCUCACUUAAUUUCGUGAAGUUUUUUAAGUUUUCGUUAAGAUUUAUUGGCUUUUGAGAAUAUUUUGCCACGCCCAUUUAAUAAAUGACCCUGUUAUACAAUAUAUGACAAUAUAUAACAGAUAUGUUUUGAGAAUGGCGGAAGCGACAGCACAUAAUAAAGCCAUUUUCCUUAAAUGCUAACUCGCUUCUGGGUUUUUCCAACAAAAACACGUCAUCCCUGAGGUACUGUAUUAGUCUCAUUCGUUUGCAGGGUCCUCUUCAUCUGCGUUAUCGGCACACACACUUUGGAUUUGGCACAGGUUUUACACCAGAUGCCCUUCCUGACGCAACCGAGUGCUGAACCGUGGACACAAUCACACUCACACGGCCAAUUUGGCAUACCCGAUCCACCUAACCUGCAUGUCUUUGAACUCACAGUGACCCAGCCAGAGCUGGACAUGAACCCAAUCAAACAUCUCUGGAGAAACCUGAAAAUGUCUGUCCACCAACAGUCCUCAUCCAAUCUGACGGAGCUUGAGUGGAUCUACAGAGAAGAAUGGCAGAAAAUCCCUAAAUGCAGAUGUGCAAAACUUGCUGCAUCUUCAAACUGACUCAAGGCUGUAAUCGCCACCAAAGGCGCUUCAACUCGAGUAAAUACUAAGGGGUCUGAAUACUUAUGCAAUGUAAUUUUUCCAAUUAUUUCUUUAUAAUAAAUUUGCAAAGUUAUCACAAAACAGUUUUUUUGCCUAUAGUCAUUAUGGGGUAUGGAGUGUGGAUUGAAGUGGAAAAAAGUAAUUUAGUAUAAAGCUGCAACAUAAAAUUUACAUACACCUUGCAGAAUCUGCACAUUUAUUUGAACAAAAUAAAAUGGAUCAUAAAAAUUAUUUUUUAUUUAGUACAGUCCUGAAAAAGAUAUUUUAUAUAAAGGAUAUUUACAUAUAGUCCACAAGACAAAAUAGUAGUUGAAUUUAUGAAAAUGACCCCUUUCAAAAGUUUACACGCCCUUGAUUCUUAAUACUGUUUGUCGAUCCAUUUUUGUUUUGUGAUGGUUGUUCAUGAGUCCCUUGUUUGUCCUGAUCAGUUAAACUGCCCAACGUUCUUCAGAAAAAUCCUCCAGGUCCUGCAGAUUACUUGGUUUUCCAGCAUCUUUUGCAUAUUUGAACCCUUUCCAGCAGUGACUGUAUGAUUUUGAGAUCCGUCUUUUCACAAUUGAGAGAUUUAUACACAACUAUACAAAAGGUUCAAACAUUCCCUGAUGUUUCAGAAGGAAACACGAUGCAUUAAGAACCAGGGGGUGAAAACUUGAAUUUGAAGAUCAAAGUAAAUUUUAUCUUCUGACAAAUGUGAGUAUCUUCUGUAGCUUCCGAGGGGCGGUACUAAAUUAAAAAAAAAUAUGAUCUUUAAACAAAAUAAGAGAAAUUUACACAUCUUAAUUCUAUUCACCAGCUCUCACCCCCUGCCUCUUUGUUCAUGUGUUCAAUUGAAUUGCUUGGAAAUAUGUUCUGUGUUUCUUUGUGUAGUUGUAUUUUCAUUGAGUUAUUUUAUACACCACACACAGCGAUGUGUUAUGUUGAGUUCCUUGAAUAAAUAUUUUUAUGUUGUAACCCCAUUUUAACAGAACAAAUAUCCAAUAUAUUGUGUAAAUAAGAUUUGAUUGUAUUGUUUAAGAGAUCAGAACAGCAGCUCAAGGGACAAUUUGUACAGUUUGAUUUGUUUCAUGCCUCCUCAAUACAAUCAAGCAAAUCAACUUGGAUGGAUAGUUACUCAACAGGCCCUUAUUACUUAUGAUUUGUUAGGAGAAAUUAAAGAUUUCAUAUUGAUUUUGGGUUCUUUUUUAUAUUAGUUAGCCUGGUGCACUCUUUAAAAAUCUUUGACAUAAUUUAAUAAAACAGAACGGCUCCCUGCA